Messenger RNA from Doryrhamphus excisus (bluestripe pipefish), 2125 nucleotides. The record is from RefSeq and is a predicted model, not a curated record. Lineage: Eukaryota; Metazoa; Chordata; Actinopteri; Syngnathiformes; Syngnathidae.
ACAUGGCAUCGGAGGUCGUCGUCAACGGAACCGAUGUCAUACAUCCUUGUUAUGAGUUCCAUCAUCUGUAUUAUGUACUGUCAAAAACCCAUUCCUUACAGUGUGUUUUAUUGAACAUAUUUCUGUCUUUAUUAUCCAUUAUUAUCAUAUGCGGAAACCUUCUCAUCAUCAUCUCUGUGCUUUAUUUCAAACAGCUUCACACUCCUACUAAUUAUCUCAUUCUUUCUCUAGCGGUGGCUGAUUUAUUUGUCGGGGUUUUGGUGUUUCCGCUCAGCAUCGAAUUCACCGUCACUUAUUGCGUGUAUGAAGAGGAAUUGCUUUGCAAAGUGCGAAGCAGCAUCGACGUAACACUUAGCACCGCUUCUAUUUUACAUUUAUGUUGUAUUUCUAUAGAUAGAUAUUAUGCAGUGUGUAAACCUCUGAUGUAUAGAACUACAAUCACCGUUCAUGUUGUCGGGGUCAUGAUAUUGAUGAGCUGGUGUUUAUCGAUUUUAGUCGCCAUCGGUUUUUUGGUUGCGGAAUUAAACUAUGCCAAAUGCGGAGAAGAAUGUUAUAUUGAUGUUUUGAUUGCAAAUGUCGCCGGACUUAUUUGUUCCUUUUACUUUCCUGUGAGUAUAAUGUUAUGUAUUUAUGUAAAGAUAUUUCUUGUCGCACAGAAACAGGCACGCAGCAUCGAAAACGCUAACCAUCAAAGCAGGACGCCAAGAGCAACAGUCAGUAAAAUGGAGAGGAAGGCUACUAAAACUUUAAGUAUAGUUAUGGGUGUUUUUUUAAUAUGUUGGAGUCCUUUCUUUCUGUACUUUUUGGUUCAAAUUUUAAACCAGGUUUUGGUACCGAUAGCAGUUGUCGAAACACUAAACUGGUUGGCUUUGACUAAUUCAAUGCUUAAUCCGUUCAUUUAUGCUUUCUUUUACAGCUGGUUCCAGUCUGCUUUUAAAAUGAUUAUAUUAGGGAAACUAUUCCGAGAAAAUUUUUCUCGAACCGGACUUCACUGACAAGUAAUAAGAUCAGUUCUAAUCAGGUUCAUUAUAAGAUUUUUGACUCUUAAAGGACACUGUACUCCCAAGUCUAAGAACGAGCAAUCCUUCAUGUUCAUGUACGGACUUUUGUGUGUAAAUAAUUAAUAACAAACAAGCUUUUGUUUUGGAUAAAUACAAUAAGGUAGACUGGCUAAGGUCUUGACCGGCAUUGAAAUAGAAGUGUUUUGGUGAAAUUAAAAACUCCUUCCUUCCUUGUGUAUACAAAUGUAUGUUGGUUAUUAUUAUUAUUAUUUUUUUUUUUUUUUACUUAAACUUCCCACCAUCCGAAAUUUUGGACCGGUCCACACCAAAAAUUUGCAUCCACCUUUGUCAGAUUAGUAAAUAGUUGUAUCCAAAGGGGAACUGAUCGAUGUAAUACACAAGCACCAAUCACCAGCCAGCCAAUCACAGGGCACAUAUAGACAAACAACCAUUCACACUCACAUUCAUACCUAUGGACAAUUUGGAGUGGCUAAUUAAACUAGCAUGUUUUUGGAAUGGCCGAGGGUGGGAUUGAAGGGUGAGGUCUGCGCGCUAACCACUUGACCGCCGUGCAGCCCGCCUUGAUACCAAUCAAUGAUAAAUAUAUCAUAUUUGACUGAGGCUACGACCUAAACAAAAAAAUAAGGCCAAUUAUUUUACAUACACAGUUAAUAGGGUUAAGGUUUCUAUAGUACCGAAAGUCAACAAAACAUUUUCCCAAGUUCUAUUGGACAGUUGAAGUAUGAAUAUAUUAUGCUAAUUAGCCAAAUGUUGCUAUAAAUCAAGCUAACACGCUGUCACAUGCUUCUGAAGGACACACAUUGAUGUUUCAUCAAGCAGGUAAACCCAACUGUUACAUUUUAUCCCUGGUGCGUUCUUUCAGGAAAAUAUCAGUUCCCAACUAAAAACAUUUUUUUGUGGGAAAAGCUAAAUUUCAAGCAUAAUUAGCAUAAGCGGUAGAAAAUGAAUGAAUAUUUGAAUAUUUGAGUGAGGAGACCAUUGUUACUCAGUAAUAUGGUUAAGGUUUCUAUGGUACCUAAAGUCAACAAAACAUUGUCCAAAAAUUUUAUUGGACAGUUGAAGGAUGAAUAUAUUAUGCUAAUUAGCCAAAUGUUGUUAUAAAA